This is a messenger RNA of Fonsecaea erecta, 600 nucleotides long. RefSeq lists its product as hypothetical. The coding region runs from base 1 to 600 and encodes 199 amino acids. The transcript has a single exon. Lineage: Eukaryota; Fungi; Ascomycota; Eurotiomycetes; Chaetothyriales; Herpotrichiellaceae. The record is from RefSeq and is a predicted model, not a curated record.
AUGGGCUCCUCAGCUUCCAAGGUCGCUGGCCGCGCUGGAGGAGCUGCCGCUCGCCGUCAAUACCCCUCGACGUCGUCCAUUGUCAACUCCGCACCCUCACCCUCAUCCUCAGCCUCCGAUGCAGCAGUCAAACCCACGCCCGCAGCUGAAGUCCGUCCCAGUCCAGCUGUUGCUCCUCCCGCAGGUGAAAAGUCGGAACACGUCGAGCUUGAUGCCCGAGAUCCACAAUUUGGCUCUGCGUUGCGCCGGGUCGGGGCAGCCAGACCUGUGACGGAGCGGAAACCCGACGAAGACACCUUCCCAACCUCGAGCCAGCCUAUGCAUUCCGGCCAGAACAUCUUCCCCUCUGACGCGAACAAUCCGGCCAUGAUGCUCGUGCAGGCCAGAAAAAGAACAGCGGCUCAAUGGGAGUCCGACCUCGAAACCCAAGGCCGACCGAACUUUGGAGGCAGGACGUUGUUGAGCGUAAAAGAUAUCAAAGAGGCAUUGACACUGAGAGAUGAGUUGGGCAAGUCUCCCCAAGAGAUAGAGAGACAGAUGAGACUGAAACCAGGAGUGCUGGACCAGCUGGUGGCGAAGGGUGUUGUGGCCAAUGUUUGA